Molecule: messenger RNA, 2340 nt
Organism: Suricata suricatta (meerkat)
Lineage: Eukaryota; Metazoa; Chordata; Mammalia; Carnivora; Herpestidae
Gene: SGSH
Product: N-sulfoglucosamine sulfohydrolase
Exons: 8
Biological process (GO): glycosaminoglycan catabolic process; heparan sulfate proteoglycan catabolic process
Molecular function (GO): N-sulfoglucosamine sulfohydrolase activity
Source: RefSeq, a predicted model, not a curated record
GCGCGCCCCCGGAACGUGUUGCUGCUCCUCGCGGACGACGGGGGCUUCGAGAGCGGGACCUACAACAACAGCGCCAUCGCCACCCCUCACCUGGACGGCCUGGCCCGCCGCAGCCUGGUCUUCCGCAAUGCCUUCACGUCUGUCAGCAGCUGCUCCCCCAGCCGCGCCAGCCUCCUCACCGGCCUGCCCCAGCAUCAGAACGGCAUGUACGGCCUGCACCAGGAUGUCCACCACUUCAGCUCCUUCGACGGGGUGCGGAGUCUGCCGCGGCUGCUCGCCCAGGCUGGCGUUCGCACAGGCAUCAUUGGGAAGAAGCACGUGGGGCCCGAGCCCGUGUACCCGUUCGAUUUCGCAUACACGGAGGAGAACAGCUCGGUCCUCCAGGUAGGGCGGAACAUCACCCGAAUUAAGCUGCUGGUCCGGAAGUUUCUGCAGACUCAGGAUGACAGGCCCUUCCUCCUCUACGUGGCCUUCCACGACCCGCACCGCUGCGGCCACUCCCAGCCCCAAUACGGCACCUUCUGCGAGAAGUUUGGCAGCGGAGAGAGCGGCAUGGGGCGGAUCCCAGACUGGACCCCCCAGACCUACGACCCGCAGGACGUGGUGGUGCCCUACUUCGUCCCCGACACCCCCGCAGCCCGCGCCGACCUGGCCGCCCAGUACACCGCCAUCGGCCGCAUGGACCAGGGGAUUGGGCUCGUGCUCCAGGAGCUGCGUGAGGCAGGUGUCCUGAAUGACACGCUGGUGAUCUUCACGUCGGACAACGGGAUCCCCUUCCCCAGUGGCCGGACCAACCUGUACUGGCCGGGCACUGCCGAGCCCCUGCUGGUGUCGUCCCCGGAGCACCGGAGGCGCUGGGGCCAGGUCAGCGAGGCCUACGUGAGCCUCCUAGACCUCACGCCCACCAUCUUGGAUUGGUUCUCCAUCCCUUACCCGAGCUAUGCCAUCCUCGGCUCAAAGACGGUCCAGCUCACUGGCCGGUCCCUCCUGCCGGCGCUGGAGGCAGAGCCCCUCUGGGACACGGUCUUCGGCAGCCAGAGUCACCACGAGGUCACCAUGGCCUACCCCAUGCGCUCCGUGCUCCACGGGACCUUCCGCCUUGUGCACAACCUGAACUUCAAGAUGCCGUUUCCCAUCGACCAGGACUUCUAUGUGUCGCCCACCUUUCAGGACCUCCUGAAUCGCACCACAGCCGGCCAGCCCACUGGCUGGUACAAGGACCUCCACCACUACUACUACCGGGCCCGCUGGGAGCUCUACGACAGGAGCCAGGACCCCCACGAGACCUGCAACCUGGCCGCCGACCCUCGCUACGCGCAGGUCCUGGAGCUGCUGCAGGGCCGGCUGGCCAAGUGGCAGUGGGAGACCCAUGACCCCUGGGUGUGUGCUCCCGACGGCGUCCUGGAGGAGAAGCUGUCCCCCCAGUGCCGGCCGCUCCACAAUGAGCUGUGAGGUGGCUGGGGGCGCACGGGCCCCCCGGCCCGGCCCCCACCUUUUCCCUGAUGUGGAGGGAGGAGCAGGGACGACAGCAUCCUGUCUGAGGAGGGCUCCCCCUGGUCUCCCUGAUGCUGGGGAAAUUGUUGCCACUGCGUGGCGGAGCGUGUGCCCUGGCCCCUUCCGCCCCCCCGUGGGGGUGGGGACGCGGCUGUCCUGGUGUCUGAGUCAUGCCUCAGCACCAGUCUUCCAGGGGGUCCUGGGAUGGGAUGGGGUCCCCAGCCCGUGACCGGUGGGAGGGUCUGGGUGAGGGGGGCCUGUGUCCUGGGUGGGGGAGCUGCCAAGAAGAGGGGCUGGGACCUGGGGCUUAAGACCUUCGUUCUUUGGAGCCCACGAUGUCCCUUCACCCGAGGAGAUGGGUGCCCACGGGCCUCAGGGGUGCCGGUGGGUCCAAACCGCACCGUGAGGGAACCCAGUGUCUGGCUUUUAUCGCUCCCCAGCCUUGGAAGUCUUUGAACAACCUUGGGCGCGUUUUGCUUCCUUUCCUUUGCCCCACGGUCAAGUUCCCGGCCCCGGCUGGGUUUCCACCAGGCUGUUGAUGCGUGGCAGGCUUCCCGAGUGCCGCUGUCACUCUGUGGACUCACCCUUUGUGAACAUCCACGCGUGAAGACCCCCGCCCCGUGGGUUGGGUUGGUUCUGUCCGGCCGGCCGCCAGUUCGGUCACACCUGUUGCUGACCAAUGCCCCCCCGACUUGCCCACAGGCCGGAGCUUCUCCCCUCCAGUGGGUGGGCUCCUGCCGCUCCCCUCCGCUGCCGGCUCCACCCCGGGGGUGCAGGGAGAGAGCCAUGGUCCAGGGCACUGCAAAAGCUUUAUUUCAAUAAAAUAUACAGAAGUUCACACGCUGA